GACUAUAAUAUUUAACGGUGCUGAUCGCAAAGGUUGAAUACGUUAAUAGAGCUCAAAGGACCUUAACAGCAUGCGCACCUGAUUUACGCGGAAUCUUUUUUACUCUUCGUCGUUGCCGUCGAUUUUAAUAUCUACAUAGCCUUUGACAUUCAGUCACUUAUAGAAUUUGCGAUUCUUCGGAGGGGGGAAAAAUAUCUCGCCCAGACGCGUUUUCAUUCGUUCGUUUUGCACGCUAAUUGCAGCGAGACGAUUGAUCUCGAGUGCGGCCCGGCGAGGUAACGGUCGUUCCCACGAAGCAGGGAAUCGAGGCGGGGAAAAACGGCGUGUCUGGUGGGGAAUACCAGCCGUGAAGCGUGUUGUGCUUAACGGCACUAUUAGAAUAGUAGACUAGUUAGAGCUUUAAUUAUCUGCUAAUUGGGUCCCGGAAAAUCGGCGGAAAAUCGGGGAAUUCUGGAAGGGAUUUUAAGCAGCCAUGGGGAAGCAAAACAGCAAGCUAAAGCCUGAGGUGCUGGAGGACCUCAAACAGAAUACCGAAUUCUCAGAUGCGGAGAUCCAGGAAUGGUACAAAGGCUUCUUAAAGGAUUGUCCCAGCGGGCACCUCAGCGUGGAGGAGUUUAAGAAGAUAUACGGGAAUUUCUUCCCUUACGGCGACGCGUCGAAGUUCGCGGAGCAUGUAUUCAGGACGUUCGACGCGAACGGCGACGGCACGAUCGAUUUUCGGGAAUUUCUCUGCGCUCUCAGCGUGACGUCCCGCGGCAAGUUGGAGCAGAAGUUAAAGUGGGCCUUCAGCAUGUACGAUCUGGAUGGCAACGGUUACAUCUCGCGACAAGAAAUGCUGGAAAUCGUGACGGCGAUCUACAAGAUGGUGGGCUCCGUGAUGAAAAUGCCGGAGGACGAGUCGACACCGGAAAAACGAACUGAUAAAAUAUUCCGACAGAUGGAUAAGAACAAGGACGGCAAGCUAUCGCUUGACGAGUUUAUAGAGGGUGCGAAGAGCGACCCGUCUAUCGUGCGACUGUUGCAGUGCGAUCCUAGUGCACAAGCUCAGUGAGGCCCUGGGCCAAUACAGACAAGUAUCGAUAUGCCAUCUGCAUACCCGAAUCGGUGCCCGGCCCAAUUAGUAUCCCAAACAGAAGCGACGCGAUCGUAGAGAGCUUGUUCAACCGAAUUCGGUGUGGUCCAUCGAGAAAGCUACCGAAACAUUAUCUUCGCACGUCCGGUCGUUUUAAAUUUUAUAGUUUUAAGAAGGAUCACAUACGGAAAUAAUUUCGUCCCACUAGCAUUUUCUUUAUUUGAAGACCCAGGGAUAUUAAUGCACGAAAUACGAUUGUUAGAUGACUAUAUAGUUACGUGUGUUAUAAUUUAUAAUUGGCAAUACAUUUAGUACAAAAAAAGUAGAAAUUCGAAUAUUAUAUGUUAAAGAGAGAGAGAGAGAGAGAAAAAAAAUGAAAAAUUUUUUAUGUUAUUAAUCUUAAUUUUAAUUUUCCAAUGUUGAUGUUAUAAAAUGUGUUAUUCGUCACUUGAAGAUAUCGCUCCGGCAGUUUCUCUUGGAUAUUCUACGAUCGCGUGGGCUUAUGCGCGAACGCAGAUGUAUAAGGGCUUCUUUAAAUUGGGCCGGUACCCGAGAGGUCCAGGGUCACUGGGCCCAUGGCGCUUGCGCAUACCGCAAGCUAGUCGACAAGACUAGUCCAGUCGCUCCGUUUCAUUGACGGAUCGGUUUAGCGAGAAGCUUGUUACGCCUUUUCGGGUCGUAUUAAAAAAAAAAAAAAAAGAAAAAGCGCAAAGCGCGCGCGCCGCGCCCGAGCGACGAACGCCAUCUGCGAAAGAGAGAGGACGUGUCGAUGCCACCGACGCAUCUCGGCAAACUGAGUAGCUCGGACAACACGGCCGAUUCGAGAUGUCGCGAGACGAUUAGCGAAAUUCUAAAAAAUUCUGUGUUCGUAACACCCGUAAUUUUUCGGUGGCACGCGCGUGCAGAACGAGAACUUCGACGAGUGACGACCAGUUCCGUACGACCCUCUCACUCUUUCUCUCUUUCUCUCUCUCUCUCUCUGUCUCUCUCUAUCUCUCUCUUUCUUUCUUUCUCUUUCUCUUUCCCCUCUUUUUUUCGGACAGUGGGAGCGUGCGGAUCGAAAUGUCACGCGUCACAGCGAAUCCUUGUACAUACUAGAUCGUAUCACGGCAUCGACGUAUCCUCGGACUGUCGAUUUCAACGUAUGGAGGCUCGUACGGUUUCGCUCUUCGGUCGUGCGCCGUAGCCGUCGUCGUUCUCGCGCAUCGCCUCGUCCCGCGCGUCUCGGUAUCCGAUACCCGGCCCGGACGGGGAGAUGCCCCGUGUCCCUUUGGAGGAGACCACGCGGUAUCCUCAUCUCACCCGCCCUCACGGACCCCGAAUGUCUCACACUCUCGGCCCACCCAUCAAACGGACUGAUCCAUUUAACAGAAAAGACUCACAGGAGACUAACGGUCGCGUGGCGUGGCGCGUUCCACGCCGCGCGCUAGCAACGAAAACUUAGUGAUUUAGAGAUCCGCGAGAUUUAGGCAAAGGUCACUGCGAAAUCGCGAUCGCGCGCUGGCGACACGCGGCUUUUUGCUAGUUAAACGCGCUUAGAGACCGAUCUAGAGCUUGAUCUUAUGUAGUUGGAAGAGAAGAUACGGCUGCGUGACGCGACGAUAAUCGUCACAACCAACACGGAUUGCGUUGCUCUCUCGUCGAAGAUGCUGCGAAAGAAAAAAAAAA
Molecule: messenger RNA, 2740 nt
Organism: Wasmannia auropunctata (little fire ant)
Lineage: Eukaryota; Metazoa; Arthropoda; Insecta; Hymenoptera; Formicidae
Gene: Nca
Product: neurocalcin homolog
Exons: 5
Coding region: 473-1051 (192 amino acids)
Molecular function (GO): calcium ion binding
Source: RefSeq, a predicted model, not a curated record